AUGUUAGUGUCAAACUUUCCAUCGGCGGCAAGAAAAGAUAUCCUAAAGAGAAUCUUUGAAAAGUUUGGCUCGGUAGUGGACAUUUAUAUGACAAGGAAAAUGGGUGCAAAUAGAAAAACAUUUGCAUUUGUUAGAUUCAAGAAAACAGGAGACGAACAAGAACUAGAGAAGUCCUUGCAAGGAGUCAAAUAUAGAGAUCAUACGAUGGAGGUCAAUAUUGCAAGAUUUGAAAGGAGACCUGUUAAAGCAACAUGCGGUCAAUACACUAACUCGUAUCAAAAUCGAUCCAGACCCCAACAGACUACAAGAUUCAAGGGCACGGGUACCACCAGUAAUACUCGUGCCCCGUCCGUGACACCGCCUUCGGUCGUAGUCGAAGGGAACGACCUUAACAAUGGAAGUUGGAACGGAUCACCUAGGGAAACCCAACGGGUGGAGGUUAACAAUAAUGGUGCCUCGGCAAUUGAGGUUUCUUUGAAUGAUAACCAGGCACUGGCAGACGCUGAACUAAACACGGGGUAUGGAUAUCAGGGCUUUUGGGCUCUCGGGUAA
This is a messenger RNA of Lactuca saligna, 552 nucleotides long. NCBI's taxonomy places the organism in Eukaryota, Viridiplantae, Streptophyta, Magnoliopsida, Asterales, Asteraceae. The record is from the annotation of a GenBank genome assembly.